Molecule: messenger RNA, 504 nt
Organism: Gracilinanus agilis (Agile Gracile Mouse Opossum)
Lineage: Eukaryota; Metazoa; Chordata; Mammalia; Didelphimorphia; Didelphidae
Product: cytochrome b-c1 complex subunit 8
Exons: 3
Coding region: 127-375 (82 amino acids)
Biological process (GO): mitochondrial electron transport, ubiquinol to cytochrome c
Source: RefSeq, a predicted model, not a curated record
UGGUCUCUCCCGGAAGUUGUCUUAGCCGACCUGCUUCCUUGCUCCGGAAAUGUAAAACCUUGGGACCCAACCAGCUGUUUGUGGAGGUCGAGGUGACCUGAUUACGGGACCGAGGGCACAGCAAAGAUGGGCCGCGAGUUCGGGAACCUAAUCCGGGUAAGGCAUAUCAUUUCCUACAGCCUGUCUCCGUUUGAGCAGAGGGCCUUUCCCAGCUACUUCUCGAAGGGUAUCCCCAACAUGAUCCGCCGGACGCAGGACUCCAUACUGCGGGUCGCCCCCCCAUUUAUAGGCUUUUAUCUCCUCUAUACCUGGGGAACCCAGGAGUUUGAGAAUUCAAAGAAGAAGAAACCAGAUGCCUUUGAAGAAGACAAAUAAACGACUCAGUGAGAAGUACAACGGUCUUGGUUCCCUGGUGGUCAGCUCUGUCGCUUGGGACAUCCACAGAAGAAAAGCAUAUAAGGAUAUUUUGAAGAUGUAAUAAACUUAACAUUUCAUGAAUUGUAA